GUCUUCAGGUAUCAGAGUAUACGCAGGACGAUGACCAAUGAGAGAACAACAGAGGAGCUGACAGCUCCGCCCGAGGUGCCCACCGACGACACUGACCACCACACUAUCCCAGAGUAUCGUCGUGAUGGUGUGGUGACUCCAGAUAGCUCUCGGUCUCGUCUCAGUCUGCUCCUCCAGUCUCCCAGCGCUAAGUUCCUGACCAGCCCUGACUUCUUCACCUUGCUGCAUUCCAACCCUAGUGCCUACCGCAUGUUUACAGGUAACACCUGCCUGAAACACAUGAUCAGUAAGGUGCGUCGUGACACGCAUCACUAUGAGCGCUACCAGCACAACAGAGACCUGGUGGUUUUCCUCAACAUGUUCUCCAACAAACAGCUGGAGCUGCCCCGUGGCUGGGAGCUGAAGCACGACCACACUGGCAAGCCUUUCUUUGUGGACCACAACUGCCGGGCCACUACGUUCAUCGACCCUCGGCUCCCUCUUCAGAGCAGCACACGUCCCAGCAGCCUCCUGGCCCACCGCCAGCACCUGACCAGACAACGCAGCCACAGCGCUGGCGAGGUCAGCCCACAACACAUGGUGGGUGACCACCCUCGUCAUUCUGGAGGAGGACCACCUGUAAUGCCCCGCCCAUCCAGCACCUUCACCCCGGUCAGCCGCACCCAGUACCAAGACGCAGUGCCAGUGGCUUACAACGACAAGAUUGUGGCGUUUCUACGACAACCCAAUAUCUUUGAGAUCCUGCAGGAGAGACAGACAGAGUUUAUCAGGAACCACUGGCUCAGGGAGAAGGUGCAGUUGAUCCGUAAUGAAGGGGCCUCUGGUCUGGCCAGGCUGUCUGGUGAUGCAGACCUGGUUAUCCUCCUCAGCCUGUUUGAGGAGGAAGUGAUGUCAUAUGUUCCGCCUCACGCCUUACUGCACCCCAGCUACUGCCAGUCCCCACGAAGCUCCCCCGUGUCCUCCCCACAGAACUCACCUGGAACACAGCGAGCUAAUGUCCGUGCCCCUGCCCCCUACAAGCGAGACUUUGAAGCCAAACUGCGAAACUUCUACCGCAAACUGGAGACCAAGGGCUACGGCCAGGGCCCAGGGAAGUUAAAGUUGAUCAUCCGUAGAGAUAAUCUCCUGGAGGAUGCCUUCAACCAGGUCAUGUGUUACUCCCGGAAAGACCUGCAGAGGAGCAAGCUCUAUGUCAGCUUCCUGGGAGAGGAGGGGUUGGACUACAGCGGCCCGUCCAGAGAGUUUUUCUUCCUGGUGUCCAGAGAGCUGUUCAACCCGUACUACGGCCUGUUUGAGUACUCCGCCAACGAUACCUACACCGUUCAGAUCAGCCCCAUGUCUGCCUUCGUAGACAACCAUCACGAGUGGUUCCGUUUCAGCGGGCGUAUCCUGGGCCUGGCUCUGAUCCACCAAUACCUACUGGAUGCCUUCUUCACUCGACCCUUCUAUAAGGGCCUGCUGCGCAUCCUAUGUGAGCUGAGUGAUCUGGAGUAUCUGGAUGAGGAGUUCCACCAGAGUCUCCAGUGGAUGAAGGACAACGACAUCGAGGACAUGUUGGACCUCACCUUCACUGUCAAUGAGGAGGUGUUCGGACAGAUCACAGAGAGAGAGCUGAAGCCGGGCGGGGCCAACAUCCCAGUGUCAGAGAAGAAUAAGAAGGAGUACAUUGAGCGCAUGGUGAAGUGGCGUAUUGAGAGAGGAGUGGUUCAGCAGACAGAGAGUCUGGUCCGGGGCUUCUAUGAGGUGGUGGAUUCCAGGCUGGUGUCAGUGUUCGAUGCCAGGGAGCUGGAGCUGGUGAUAGCUGGCACCGCUGAGAUAGACCUGGUGGACUGGAGGAGCAACACAGAUUACAGAGGAGGUUACCAUGACAACCACAUAGUGAUCCGUUGGUUCUGGGCGGCGGUGGAGAGGUUCAACAACGAGCAGAGACUCAGGCUGCUACAGUUUGUGACUGGUACCUCCAGUAUUCCCUACGAGGGUUUCGCCUCUCUCCGAGGCAGCAACGGACCCCGCAGGUUUUGUGUGGAGAAAUGGGGCAAAGUUACCUCUCUACCCAGGGCUCACACCUGUUUCAACCGGCUGGACCUCCCUCCUUAUCCAUCCUUCUCCAUGCUGCACGAGAAGAUGCUCACUGCCGUGGAAGAGACCAGCACCUUCGGCCUGGAGUGAUGACCCCUAUCACCUUUAUCCUUUAACCCCCACUCCUCCUACGACCUUUGACCCUGACCUCUGAACUGUAGUAUCACAGAGGUAGAGGAACCCAAGGGGUUCAAGGGGAUGACUGUCUAGUCUGUCUGGCACCCUGUUGUAUCUUUAUACACACUCACCUUCCUGAAGUGAGCUGAACAGAGGAGAAUAGACCGAUGUGUAUCAGAGGGCAUGACCCCUGCACAACGCCAGGGUUUCCUGUGACGGUUAAGGUCACUUAGACACACUGCCAACACAAACCAAAGGAGAGCACCCUAACACUCACACCCUUGUUACUCCAAUAAACCAAUGGGAGAGAUGGACUCGUAAGCCUCCAACCAAUCGCACAAUGAAGGAACAAAAACCAAGACAUCACAGGACAUCUCUCCUCUGAGAGGCUGAGGCCGACAUCACAGGACAUCUCUCCUCUGAGAGGCUGAGGCCGACAUCACAGGACAUCUCUCCUCUGAGAGGCUGAGGCCGACAUCACAGGACAUCUCUCCUCUGAGAGGCUGAGGCCGACAUUACAGGACAUCUCUCCUCUGAGAGGCUGAGGCCGACAUCACAGGACAGUGUUGCUCCUGGAGAAGGGGAUGAGAGGAGAGAGGAAGAGAUGAAGGAAGACAAGACAGGUGCUCUUCAGCUGCUGUGGCCACGCCUCCUGUCCUGUCAGGGAAAGAGAACCAACCAAUCAAGGUCCAGGCAGCUUUGUGACCUGAGCUUGUUGAACACUCUGACAGGUGUGUUCUAGAACAGAACACUGAAGUAGCCUAUCGUGAUGCGGUGGUGUUUGUGUGGUGAAGCUGAACUUGGAUCUCUCUACAGGCUUUUAAUCUAUCUGCAAAAUGCAUUUUGUAACGGCCACAAACAACGAUAUGUUUUUGAAUGUACUGACUGAUAUCACGAUGAUGCGCUUGAAUGUGUCGUUUUUGUACGUCGCUCGAUGACUCGUCAAAUCUAAACGGCUGCCUCAUUCUUACCAAACUUCAGGGCAAGCUAUUAGCACGGAUAACCAAACUCAGCUACGGUUUGUUUUCGAUAAAGACAUUACAUUGAGUUGGCUUUCCCAUAAUGUUAGACACCAAGCUCUCACACACUCUUUCAGUGUUUUAGCUGUUUUCAUUGUUUGCAAGUAUGUUGAUUGUACUACACUGCCAGAGUAGAGGGUGAUCUGAACUUUUCAAAUCCGUCAUGUUUGGUUGUUGCUCUUGUUUUUAACUUGCUUCUACUUUUUCCUCCUUCUGUGCAUGAUCCUGAUUGCCACCUAAUUGAAUACCUUGGUUUGAUAUGUUCCUAUUUCAAUAGGGUUUGGGACCCCGAUAUAACAUCGUAUAAUGACAGAUGUUUGUAUGACCAUGAUAAUGAAAGUAAAACAUGGUGAUUAACAGCCUGCAUGUCGAGACACACACACACACACACACAGGCUUACAUCAUGCAAUUAUAAUGUGAUCUGUGUGUGGGUGAUGGUAAGGUCAAGGGACAUUUAUAGCUUUAUAGAGACUCGUGACAGAGAACAUGUUGAAGUCAUAUAUAAGCACAGGUGCCCAUGGUGUGCUAUUACACUGACUGUUUUGAUGGGUGAAAUGUUGGUUUUCAAGUGAGGGGGAAAAAAUAUAUUUUAUAGACGUAUCUACAGUACUAGGAAGUUUUAAGACGAGGAGUAAUGAGAAUAUGAAGGAAGAGUUAUAGAAACACAUACAUAUUUGUCAUGUUUUUCACUUCAUACUCUGCCUUAGUCAGAAGGCCUUAGUCUGCCUUCUGAUACCACCAUAGUCUACUCUCAGGGUGCGUUCCAGGUCGCGCUUUAUUGCAGUCGCGCUGCUGCUGAGCAUUUUAGCCGAUUACUAUAUUGUAUGUAUAUCAUAUUAAUGUGGUUCCAGAGAGGUAAAUACUUUUCCAGACGUUGUGAGGGACUAUCAUCUGAGCAGUGUGUCGACUGCAAUAACAAUGACAUGAAACGCGCCCAAUGUCUUUGUUUCAGGGCUGUGACCCCACCCAGCCACCAUCACAUCCCGAGACUGUGGAAUGUAGCUAACAGAAUGUAAGGGACUGAAAUAGAACAACCUCCUGCAUUCUCUUCCAUCAUCCCAGGGCCAGUGAGAGACUGAGGGCAGAUAUAUGACAUGUUUUACGUUAAAAACAUACUAAAAGAAAGGGAAGUACACAGUGGCAUUACAUGUAUUAACAUGUUUUAAUUUUUUAAUUUGAGUAAUAAAUCAGACGCUCUUAUCCAGAGCGAUUUACAGUUAGUGCAGUCAUCUUAAUAAAAUGUAGCUAGGUGGGACGGGUGCUAGUGUAGUUUUUGAGCAUAGACUGAAAGACUGAAGCUAGGGAGGGGAAGUUUCUCUUGGUGUUUCAUAGGUAUGCACCAUGGUCUUGUAGUGGAUGGGAAUACUGUACAUGUCCUGGGAUGGCUUGUAAGAAGUUCUUAUAACUUUUUACGUGCUGACAGUACACGUUUCUCUGUCUGCAAAUGAAUGAUUGUGCUGUCCUGUGUAGGCUGUAUUUUCCCCAGGGGUCUCCAACAGUUCGAUUCGCUACAGUAGCUCGCAGUCUACCUAUGAGUAGCUCGCAGUCUACCUAUGAGUAGCUCGCAGUCUACCUAUGAGUAGCUCGCAGUCUACCUAUGAGUAGCUCGCAGUCUACCUAUGAGUAGCUCGCAGUCUACCUAUGAGUAGCUUGCAGUCUACCUAUGAGUAGCUCGCAGUCUACUUAUGAGUAGCUCGCAGUCUACCUAUGAGUAGCUCGCAGUCUACCUAUGAGUAGCUCGCAGUCUACCUAUGAGUAGCUCGCAGUCUACCUAUGAGUAGCUCGCAGUCUACCUAUGAGUAGCUCGCAGUCUACCUAUGAGUAGCUCGCAGUCUACCUAUGAGUAGCUCGCAGUCUACCUAUGAGUAGCUCGCAGUCUACCUAUGAGUAGCUCGCAGUCUACCUAUGAGUAGCUCGCAGUCUACCUAUGAGUAGCUCGCAGUCUACCUAUGAGUAGCUCGCAGUCUACCUAUGAGUAGCUCGCAGUCUACCUAUGAGUAGCUCGCAGUCUACCUAUGAGUAGCUCGCAGUCUACCUAUGAGUAGCUCGCCAAACAAUUCUGAAAGUACUUGCAAUUUUGACUUGUUCAUAAACAAAUCCCACAAGUGUCAGACACCGCAAGCUCCCAGCUACUAUCUAAUUAACGCAAAAUUGACAUUUUCCCACCCCUGGUUAGCCAGGGUGGGAAAUGUUAAAAAGCCAAACCUAACAAUAUCUGCCAAUGAAUUCCCAGCAACAUUGCCCCUGUCUGUCUGAGUGGUGCGCGCGUUUGUCCAUCACUCCAGCCAGUUGACGUGAUAAACCAUCAUGUGAGUUGACAGAAAUACUUUCCCUGAAACCUUUCCAAUUAAAUAUGUAUUGCAGGUAGGCUCACCUGGCAGAAGUAUAUAAUGAGUAUCUGUUAUUUGAAAACUUUGCCAUGAAAUGCGCAGCAGUAUGGAACCAUUGCUAGACUGGCACAUUCCUCACUCAGAUGCGUAAUUACAGGAAAAUUACACAAAGAUAUCUACAUUUGUUAGUUUUCUUCCAGACCUAAAUUGUCCUCAGAGGGGAUUUAACUAUUGACAUGGACUCAGAACAUCCCAUUCCGUUGUUUCCAUGGACUCAGAACAUCCCAUUCCGUUGUUUCCAUGGACUCAGAACAUCCCAUUCCGUUGUUUCCAUGAACUCAGAACAUCCCAUUCCGUUGUUUCCAUGAACUCAGAACAUCCCAUUCCGUUGUUUCCAUGAACUCAGAACAUCCCAUUCUGUUGUUUCCAUGAACUCAGAACAUCCCAUUCCGUUGUUUCCAUGAACUCAGAACAUCCCAUUCUGUUGUUUCCAUGAACUCAGAACAUCCCAUUCCGUUGUUUCCAUGAACUCAGAACAUCCCAUUCUGUUGUUUCCAUGAACUCAGAACAUCCCAUUCCGUUGUUUCCAUGAACUCAGAACAUCCCAUUCCGUUGUUUCCAUGAACUCAGAACAUCCCAUUCUGUUGUUUCCAUGAACUCAGAACAUCCCAUUCCGUUGUUUCCAUGAACUCAGAACAUCCCAUUCUGUUGUUUCCAUGAACUCAGAACAUCCCAUUCCGUUGUUUCCAUGAACUCAGAACAUCCCAUUCUGUUGUUUCCAUGAACUCAGAACAUCCCAUUCCGUUGUUUCCAUGAACUCAGAACAUCCCAUUCCGUUGUUUCCAUGAACUCAGAACAUCCCAUUCUGUUGUUUCCAUGAACUCAGAACAUCCCAUUCCGUUGUUUCCAUGAACUCAGAACAUCCCAUUCCGUUGUUUCCAUGAACUCAGAACAUCCCAUUCUGUUGUUUCCAUGAACUCAGAACAUCCCAUUCCGUUGUUUCCAUGAACUCAGAACAUCCCAUUCCGUUGUUUCCAUGGACUCAGAACAUCCCAUUCCGUUGUUUCCAUGAACUCAGAACAUCCCAUUCCGUUGUUUCCAUGAACUCAGAACAUCCCAUUCCGUUGUUUCCAUGGACUCAGAACAUCCCAUUCCGUUGUUUCCAUGAACUCAGAACAUCCCAUUCCGUUGUUUCCAUGAACUCAGAACAUCCCAUUCUGUUGUUUCCAUGAACUCAGAACAUCCCAUUCCGUUGUUUCCAUGAACUCAGAACAUCCCAUUCUGUUGUUUCCAUGAACUCAGAACAUCCCAUUCCGUUGUUUCCAUGAACUCAGAACAUCCCAUUCCGUUGUUUCCAUGAACUCAGAACAUCCCAUUCUGUUGUUUCCAUGAACUCAGAACAUCCCAUUCCGUUGUUUCCAUGAACUCAGAACAUCCCAUUCUGUUGUUUCCAUGAACUCAGAACAUCCCAUUCCGUUGUUUCCAUGAACUCAGAACAUCCCAUUCUGUUGUUUCCAUGAACUCAGAACAUCCCAUUCCGUUGUUUCCAUGAACUCAGAACAUCCCAUUCCGUUGUUUCCAUGAACUCAGAACAUCCCAUUCUGUUGUUUCCAUGAACUCAGAACAUCCCAUUCCGUUGUUUCCAUGAACUCAGAACAUCCCAUUCCGUUGUUUCCAUGAACUCAGAACAUCCCAUUCUGUUGUUUCCAUGAACUCAGAACAUCCCAUUCCGUUGUUUCCAUGAACUCAGAACAUCCCAUUCCGUUGUUUCCAUGGACUCAGAACAUCCCAUUCCGUUGUUUCCAUGAACUCAGAACAUCCCAUUCCGUUGUUUCCAUGGACUCAGAACAUCCCAUUCCGUUGUUUCCAUGAACAUUUUGUAAUUUUGAAAGUGAAAAAAAAUCUAAAAGCAGGAAAAGCAACACUGACAACAAAUCUCUGAUUUUAGAGUUGUUUGUUAUUUUACCUGGUAUGUUGACAGAAAAUAUACUGCACUACUUUCUCUUGUGUAUCAACGACCCGGAGAAGAGUUGCAGGGGAGAGGAGAAGAAUGGGCCUAUUUUAAAAUCUAGUAAGAAAUGAGUAGAUCUGAUGCCAGAAAAGGUUGGAGACCCUGAUUUGCACUGAAUGUACCAAUGUUUUGGGGCUUUUGACUCUAUUCAUCCAAGUCUCGGUCUCUCAACCUCCAUGGUCUUCACAUUCACCACCAUCACUGAGUAACCGAUAGCCCAUCACACCAACCCACUACUUCUUUACUCACAGUAACCACAACACAACAUGCAUAUAUAUAUAUAUUAUCACCAAUUGUGACCAAUUUGAAAGUUGCAUCCAUGUUUCAGUUGUUCUCACCUUUUUGUAAUGGAAUGUUGUGCCUGUUCCUCUGUGGCUGGCUGUCUGCCUGUCUGGUCCUGCGACCGGCAGGACUCUAGGAUGAGAUACUACUGUCUGCUGGGGGGUUCAAGGCUGUGUCUUUGUCAGAGCUUCACUCUAUGCAAAGCUUUGUUCUCCAUGUCACUCCUUAUGAUUGUAUGAAAAAACCUGAUAAAAAUAAUUGAUUAAA
Molecule: messenger RNA, 8106 nt
Organism: Oncorhynchus kisutch (coho salmon)
Lineage: Eukaryota; Metazoa; Chordata; Actinopteri; Salmoniformes; Salmonidae
Product: E3 ubiquitin-protein ligase HECW2
Exons: 18
Coding region: 31-2169 (712 amino acids)
Biological process (GO): ubiquitin-dependent protein catabolic process; protein ubiquitination; regulation of dendrite morphogenesis
Cellular component (GO): cytoplasm
Molecular function (GO): protein binding; ubiquitin protein ligase activity
Source: RefSeq, a predicted model, not a curated record